This is a messenger RNA of Oppiella nova, 2842 nucleotides long. The record is from the annotation of a GenBank genome assembly. NCBI's taxonomy places the organism in Eukaryota, Metazoa, Arthropoda, Arachnida, Sarcoptiformes, Oppiidae.
AUACAACUGUUUCCCCAUAAGUCCUGAUAUUAAAAAAAAUGAGAUUAUGGAGAAAUGUAAGAAUUGCACGAAUUGUUGUUGGGAUAAAGACGCCAAAGAGGGACAGAUUGAGUGCUAUUACGGACUGUUGGCCAAAGAGGACAACAAUGAGAUGCCGAGCUAUAAAGUGGUGUCAUCCGACAUUUCUUCCACUUCCACACUUAUAGUGACGGCAACACUGUCCGUGGAGAAGAACUCAAUUCCUCAUUAUAUACGACAGAAUGAGACUGAACAGAGAUGGGGACCACUUCUCAAACCUAACCUUGACCUCAGGGUUGAGUACAUCACUCAAUCGUAUUUGACAAUCAGUAUUAAACCUAAUAAAACAGGAGUAACAUUAACUUCAUUGUCAAAGGACGCCAAAUGCAAGGAUUGCUUUAUGCUAACUGUCCAGCGUAGUAGUAAUGGCAAGGGUAGUAAUGAUAUUAUAUUCAAUACGGGAGACUUCACUCCAUUCAUAUACAGCGAAGGACUUAUUGAAAUGACCACACUUUUGCCAAAUGAUUUUAUAUAUGGAUUGGGACAGUCACCGUCCCGGGGCUUCAAACACAAUAUGUCAUACCCUGAAGAUUGGGGCAUAUUUAGUAAAUUCAACAAAAACAUGACUUUGCAUGAGUCGAGUUGGUUUGGAUCACAUCCAUUAUAUAUGGGAUGGACUAAUGAUAACAAGGCUUAUGGAGUACUUCUGGAGAAUACAUAUCCCAUGCAAUUGGUCACUAAUAGUCGACCGAGUCUUACGUUCAGAACAAUUGGCGGACAACUCAAGUUUCACUUCUUCUUAGGCCCCACACCGAGGGAUGUCUACCAACAGAUAACAGAUGUGGUCGGACAGCCAACUCUACCGCCAUACUGGGCGCUCGGCUUUCAUAUGUGUCGCACAGAAACCGAUGACACGAAGGGAACGAAUGCUAGGUUAGGGAUGGUUGAUAACGAGAUCCCAUACGAGUCGGACUGCUAUACGGCUGCCUAUGCCGGACAGAACCCCAAAGACGGCGAACCAUUACGCUCCAUGUUACGCUCCAAUAAGGAGGGCUCAAACCCCUUGAGGUCACUUCUGGUUCAGGCGCCCCAUCGCAAGUACGAAGAUCCAAAGCCGACCCCCACUCCCUCCCCGUCUUCCUCUCCGUUAGAUAAUAUAUGGCACCAAAAUUCACUAACGAAUCACAGUGACGGCACAACAUAUUUCGGCUACUUUUAUGACUGGUUAUCUACUUCUGAGGAGCCCUAUAAGGUCAUAUAUCCGAGCUAUACGUUCACUGAUACUAAAUUAUUAACAGAGAUGACCAAUGAAUUCAAAACAAUUGGUUUGUUUGAUGAGAAAAAAGAAGACCCCAUAAUUGAUGGCAUAUUUGUCGACUACAACACACCUCUGGAUCUCCGAUUGUCCGAUACGUCUGAUGUGAAGAAAAUUUGUAAAUCACUUCUCGAUAAUAACCCCUGGAAUACACUUUUCUACCAACAACUCAAUGAAUACACGCCAUGCCUUGAUUUGAUUUAUCCCGCCACCAAAGUGUCGCAUAUGUCUGCACACAAUCUUUAUGGUCACCAACACAUGAAAAAAACUCGGGAAGCAUUGCAAGGAUACACAAACUAUAAUAAUACUAAAAGACGGUCUCUGACUAUGAGUUUAUCCACAUUUACGGGCAGUGGACAAUUUGGAGGGCAUAUCGGCACAAACAUGGUGUCCAGUUGGCCAAUGCUGGUCCAAACAAUAUACCAGACACUGGAGUUCAAUUUAUAUGGCAUUCCACUGGCAGGCUUUCCCGUUUGUGGCUUCAAAGACCUAAGCGAUACAAUCGAUGAUGAGUUAUGUAUUCGUUGGUAUCAAUUGGCAGCAAUGCAGCCCUUCAUGAUAUCGCACCGGGAUAAUGGCGAGGACCUCACUGAUCCCAUAUCACUGUUUGGGAAUGAUAAGAAACUAGAGGGAAAAUUAGAGACAAUCAAAAGUGCAAUAGUUAUCAGAUAUAGACUACUGCCAUAUCUCUAUACACUAUUCUAUAAGGCGUCCAAAAGGGUCAGUCCCGAUGGUAAGAUGAAAGGUAUGGGUGAGCCUGUAGUCCGUCCCCUUUUCUAUGAGUUCGAAAAUGACACCAAAACCUGGACACUCGACAAACAGUUUAUGUGGGGCUCAGCCCUUAUGGUGUACGACUACUUAAGCGGCCGAAGAAUCUCCUCGAAGGGACAAAUGGAAAGCCUGUCGGCCGUCGAGAGUAAUAUAAAUCUUCACAUCAGAGGCGGAUAUGUUGUUCCCACGCAACGGGAGACCAAUAAUACAGAUCAGUCGCGACGUAAUCCCUUCACAAUCAUUGCGGCACUGAAUCAGAAUUUUACGGCUGAAGGGGAUCUGUUCAUCGAUGACGGCAUUACUGACAACUCGACCGUACUCAUUGUCCACAUUUCAGUGGUUGUCACCGAAAAGGAGAGGGACAGCCAUACGAGCGGUGGUAAGACAGCCGGUGGCGCCAUCAACAUCACCAUCACCACGGGCACCAAACCCCCUAAUGUGAGCACUCAAGUGGAGAUUAUUAAGGUGUUCGGUGUGAUCGACCCCUUGGAUCCGCCAGUGUUUCAAAUCAAUGGCAAAGAGGAACCCGAAACGGAUUUCACUUAUGACUCAAAUUUAGGUGUUUUGUCGCUCAAGAAUCUGACGGAAUUCAUUGACUUAUCUAAGACCAACCAGAUCACCUGGACAACUAAGACUUUUGCCGAGAGGAUAUCUUUGGUUUUCUUUAAAUCUCUGUUUCUGUUGUCGAAACUGACGGUUGGAAUGGUAUUGACGGCUCUGGAGGGCAGACAUAAACAU